Messenger RNA from Ceratitis capitata (Mediterranean fruit fly), 711 nucleotides. RefSeq lists its product as uncharacterized. Lineage: Eukaryota; Metazoa; Arthropoda; Insecta; Diptera; Tephritidae. The coding region runs from base 120 to 656 and encodes 178 amino acids. The record is from RefSeq and is a predicted model, not a curated record. The transcript has 3 exons.
CAUUUGAUAUAAACAAUUCAAUAUUUUUUAACAGUUUUUUGUAUUUGUUUAUUUUAUUUUAUUUUUUGCUGAAAAAUUUCCUUUGCGGCAUAUCUCAAAAUCAACUAAAUUCCUUGCGCAUGCCUUUCUUUCAGCCUCAUCGAAAGUCUACCAGAAGAACAGUAUUGAGUUUGGCUUUGAAUGAAGUGAGCCCGCGUGUAUCAUAUCAAGAUGCGGAUGAAAAUAUUAGCCGAAAAUCCAGUGGUCUCUUUCAGCCCUCAUUAGUUAUAGCCAGUCGAUCACCACAUAAAUCGCUUGAAGGAGAGAUAUAUCAGUUAAACGAUGAUGUGGAUAUGCGCUGCACACAUAACCAUGACAAGGCGGAUGCGAAGGAUUUGCUGAGUCGGGAGCCGAGUUUCACAAUGGCAUUCCACAAUAAUAGCUUGUUAAGCUACAAGGAAUCCGCGCGUAAAUAUGAAAAGCAAUUUCAAUAUGAAAUUUCCCGACUUCUGGAAGCGCAGCCGACCGCUUACGAGGUUGUGAGUUUGCACAGGCAUCUGAGCUACACCACCUUAUGGCCGCCAUUGCAUAAUCGUCGUGAAUUGGCAAGAUCUAAAUGUCUUUUUUCGAACUACACCUGGAAGCAAAAGAAACACUUGUACAAAUUAUUGCAAUAAAGUGAAUGUUUUUAUUAAAAUAAUCAAGAGAUAACUAAGUUCGGGUGAGAUCGUA